AUGAAUCUCCGCAAGCUUUUCAAAAACCGGUUUGUCACUUCGCGAAGCUUGGAGUUCGAAGUUUUUGAAGCUGCGCCCGAUCAGGGCGGUGAACGCUGA
Molecule: messenger RNA, 99 nt
Organism: Fibroporia radiculosa
Lineage: Eukaryota; Fungi; Basidiomycota; Agaricomycetes; Polyporales; Fibroporiaceae
Exons: 2
Coding region: 1-99 (32 amino acids)
Source: RefSeq, a predicted model, not a curated record